Messenger RNA from Triticum dicoccoides, 1579 nucleotides. RefSeq names its product probable sugar phosphate/phosphate translocator At3g14410. The record is from RefSeq and is a predicted model, not a curated record. The transcript is spliced from 8 exons. Lineage: Eukaryota; Viridiplantae; Streptophyta; Magnoliopsida; Poales; Poaceae. Bases 70 to 1152 code for a protein of 360 amino acids.
UCGAGACGCACUCGCCCCGACCGACGGCGAGACAGACUCUCCGUCUCCAUUCCCCCACAGCAGCCAGCCAUGGAGAGAAAUGGCGGGAAGCAGCAGCAGCAGCAGCCGGAGACGGCGGCGCCGGCGCCGGCGCCGAGGAAGGGCGCGUGGCGGGACGGCGCCGUCACCUACUUCCACCUCCUCUUCUACAUCGCCAUCUCCGGCGGCCAGAUCUUCUUCAACAAGUGGGUGCUAUCCUCAAAAGAGAUCAACUUCCCCUAUCCAGUGGCACUAACUUUGCUACAUAUGCUCUUCUCAUCUGUAGUAUGCUUUGCUGCUACAAAGAUUUUCAAGGUCAUAAAGAUUGAUGAAGGAAUGACUACAGAUGUAUACGUGAGUUCAGUCAUUCCAAUUGGAGCAAUGUUUGCAAUGACACUUUGGCUAGGGAACAGUGCAUACCUCUACAUAUCUGUUGCAUUUGCACAGAUGUUGAAGGCAAUAAUGCCUGUAGCCGUGUUUCUCCUUGGAACAGCAUUUGGCCUUGAAGAAAUGAACUGUAAAAUGCUUGCUAUCAUGUCUAUCAUCAGCGUGGGAGUUAUUGUGGCCUCUGUUGGUGAAAUUACAAUCAGCUGGGUUGGAGUGGUGUAUCAGAUGGGUGGAGUUGUAGCGGAAGCCCUUAGACUUAUCUUUAUCGAGAUAUUUUUGAAGAAGAAGGGUGUUAGACUGAACUUGAUAUCCAUGAUGUACUAUGUUAGCCCUUGCAGUGCCUUUUGCCUGUUCAUUCCCUGGUUGUUCUUAGAGAAGCCAAAGAUGGAUGCAAGUAUUUCAUGGAACUUCCCACCAAUUACAUUGUUCUUAAACUGCAUGUGCACAUUCGUACUUAAUCUGUCAGUUUUCCUUGUCAUCUCCCGGACAAGUGCACUGACAGCUCGUGUUACUGGAGUUGUGAGAGAUUGGAGUGUGGUGCUGCUGUCAGCUGCUAUUUUUGCUGAUACAAAGCUUACCUUCAUAAACAUAGUUGGCUAUGCCAUAGCCAUAGUAGGUGUUGUUGCAUAUAACAAUCAUAAGCUUAAACCCCAAGCGAACCAGCAGCAGGGCGCUGACAGCAAAGUCAGCCCAGGAAGCCCUCGACAUGUUGAGAUACCAUUGAACUCUACAAAAGAAUCUUCAUAACACCGAAGGUAGUGAGAUCUUGGACAGUAUUUUUUGGGGGAAGGAGAAUUGAGCUCUUGAUUUUGCUACGAGUUGGCCAGCUCUCCAUGGGAUACAUUCUUCCUACAAAUCAACAGGAAGACCGGAAAUUUUGUACAAUGAUAUGUAAGAUACGAUAGCAUACUGAUUUGUAUUAUUGUUGCCCGGAGCAGGGCGGGCACAUCAUAAAGGUCAAUUAGGUUGUGUAGAUGUGUUUGUUGUCUUUAAGGUGCUGUAGAAAUCCAUCAGGUGCUCCCAAAGAUGCAACCUGGUUCUGUUGGUAUACUUCGUUACUUUGGAGGGUCCUGCCAACAAGAUGGACCUGUCUGUAUGCACAUUGUACUUCAAACAUAAAAGAAUACCAUUACUUUUCAAAUAUAAAAGAAUACCAUAUGUGAACUUUUUUUUA